GGCUUUGGACACUCUCACGGCUCUUGUAAUAUACAACAGGUCUCAGUCGCAACGUUUUCGACGGAGGACUCCGGCCGCUAGAAAAACCCGCAUUCUACCGAAUCUUCUUUCCAUGACUCGGUUUGGCCGGUUAUAUAAAUCAUCAUGUUUUGGCGUUUUGGAGGAUAUGCAAGUAUCUCCAGCAUUGAUACUCUGCUAGACAAGCCCGAUGUCAGCCUGGAGGAGCUGCUGGAUGAGUCGGAACUGAUCCAGGAACUCAAGCAAAAUAAUACGAAGCUCAUAGAAUUCUUACGAGAGGAUAAUGUCUUGAAACGGCUUAUGGACUACGUGAUCGCCCCAUCGCUAGUGAACGACGAUGAUGACGAAGACGAUGAUACCAAUGACAGCAACGCCACGGAGUCGAACAACGACACAUCGGCGGUGGAGGAGAAACACAAAGACCCGCUCAGAGAUAUGCUGGACCCAGAGGACCUGGAGCGGGCAGAAAAGGAUCGGUUGAAACGGGCGUAUGUCGCAUGCGAAAUCCUGUCAUCCGAAAUCUGGUCAAUCGUGGAGUCGAUUAUGUUGAACCCGGAUCAUCUGAAGCACUUUUGGGGCUUUCUGAAGCGUCCUUCGUCCUUGGACUCUGUCCAGGCGAGUUACUUCACAAAAGUCAACGAGACGCUGUUUGACAAGAAGACGACCGAGAUGCUGGACCUGCUGAAGUCCAUGGAUGGCGUGGUUCCGGCCAUCCUCCGGCAUGUGGAUAACCCCAUGGUCAUGGAUCUUUUGUUGAAGAUUAUCAGCUUGGAGAAGGUUGAAGGCGGCCAAGGGAUUGUUGAUUGGCUGAGGGCCCAAAACCUCAUACCGACCUUGCUAUCGUUCUUGUCGCCGGAAUACCCUGCCUCCGUCCAAACCUCGGCAGGUGACUUCUUGAAAGCAAUCAUCACCAUUUCGGCAAACGCAACGCAGAAUGACCAGUCCUGCAUCGGCCCUAAUAGUCUCACGCGGCAAUUAGUCUCCACAACCUGCAUAGAGACUUUGAUCAAAUCCAUGCUGAAGGGUGGAAACCCACUGACGGUCGGUGUGGGCAUUAUUAUUGAAGUUAUUCGAAAGAAUAACUCAGACUAUGACCCGGAGAACAUCAAUGGGCCGGACUCACCACCCACGACAUAUGACCCUAUUUACCUUGGGAACCUUCUCCGACUUUUUGCCAAGCACAUACCCGACUUCAUGGCCUUGAUCAAGAGCUCCAAGCAUACGGUCAAUGAUGGUGGAAAAGUGAAGACUGUUGAAAGGGGAAAGCUGAACUCGGCAUGGGGCGCAAAAAUCGAACCCCUGGGCUUCGAUAGAUUCAAGACCUGUGAGCUGAUGGCGGAACUGCUACACUGCAGUAAUAUGGGUCUGUUGAAUGAGCCAGGAAGUGACGAGUAUGUCCGACAACGCGAUGCUGAGCGCGAAAGGCUCAUGCGUGAGGGUGCCUUCAACGCGCACAGAGAAGAGACGUCCGCCUUUGAUGGAAAUGACUCUACUGUGGACUUCGUGAACGGAUCUGUUAUUGGUUACGGGUCACCAGAAGGUUCGAGGGUCCUUGAAGUUGCCAACACCGGCGAGGAGAGCUUCGAGGAUGUCAGCGCAUCCGGCGUCCUUGUUGACAAAGAGAAGGAUGCGGGGGUCAGGGAAGCGAACCUUCCCAGCCCCAAGUCUGAGCCUGAACCUGUUUCACAAAGCUCUGAAUCUGCAGAUGUCACAGACUCGGCUGCGAAUGAGGCACUCGGAAGCAAGACAGAAGAUUCUAUACGGGCGCACACCACGGAGACUGACACCACGUCUGGUUUGGCAGAUCAAAUCCAAGAAGUCAGCCUCGACGGUGGGCAAUCCGCCAAGCCGCAUGAAUCGUCUGCUGAGACUACAACUGAGCCAGCCAGUCAGACGCAGCCCUCUCUUGAUGCGGACCCUGCCCCCAAUCAAGAUAAUCAGCCACCCAGCUCUUCCGCGCCUGAUACUGCUGGCCAGGUCGGCGAUGCUCCUUCUUCACAGCGGCCACUGCAUCCUGACAUUCAGGUUGUUCCCACCAUCUUGGAUUUCUUUUUCCGGUUCCCGUGGAAUAACUUCCUUCAUAACGUCGUCUACGACGUCGUACAGCAAGUCUUCAAUGGCCCAAUGGAACGUGGUUACAACCGGAUGCUGGCUGUUGAUGUCUUCGAGACAGGUCGGAUAACGCAGAGCAUUGUCGACGGACAGAAGAGAAGUGACGAAACCCAGCGCACAAGACAGAUUCGUUUGGGCUACAUGGGUCAUCUCACAUUGAUCGCUGAGGAGGUCGUCAAGUUCAGCGAACGCCACCCACCGGAGCUGCUUUCACCGACUGUGAUGGAAAGUGUCCUCAACCCCGAGUGGAUUGACUAUGUCGAGCAAACGCUCUCCGAGACAAGGGAACGUGACAAUGCCAUUCUUGGUGGCGUACGGCCGGACAUGUCCAUUGGGCAUCGGCAAGGCAUGAUCAACUCAGGCCAGAGCGCCAACGCUUCAUCGGCGCUUGCGGAUGCAGGGCUUAAUGGUUCUACGGGAAAUUCUGGCUUCCAAGGUUUUGACAUGAUGAAUCAAGGAAGCGUAUCCGGUGGGGCUUUUGGACUUGGUGGGAAUUCUCUCCUGAGCGGGUUCGCCAGCUCGAGUGACGACGAGGACGAGGAAAUGGAAGACCAGGACGAUAGAAACCUGGCUGAUCAAUCCGCCGAAGGCGGAUCAGACAAUGUGGGUGAUCACGAUUUCACAGAUAUCGAUAUGCGCGAUGCUUGAACCUCCCUUAAUUUAUGGCCGAGGCGAUUCUUAUCGACCCAGGCCGCCCCAUAUAUACCCGCCCUUUCCUCACGUCGAAGCCCUUGACUGUUUCGCUCUCAA
Molecule: messenger RNA, 2880 nt
Organism: Aspergillus brunneoviolaceus CBS 621.78
Lineage: Eukaryota; Fungi; Ascomycota; Eurotiomycetes; Eurotiales; Aspergillaceae
Product: putative Sit4-associated protein
Exons: 4
Coding region: 145-2778 (877 amino acids)
Cellular component (GO): cytosol; nucleus
Molecular function (GO): protein phosphatase regulator activity; protein phosphatase binding
Source: RefSeq, a predicted model, not a curated record